AUGUCGGCCCUCGAUUCGAUCUGCGUUGGCAUCGAGCUGGAGUUUAUGGUUGCACUGCAGAUUGCGGACACCAAUCCUGCGUGGAACGAGACUCGAUGGGCUUGUCCCUCUUCGCCGGAGGCUUAUAUGGGUCUCGUGAUGGGAGACUACACAAUCAUUAAGCCUCCAGUCAUCCACAAGGUUUGCGACACAAUCGCCAGCACCGGUGUUGCCGUCUCGUGCGACUUUUGCCAGCCUGAGCCCUCAGACCCUGUCCAGCUCACUGGCACGUCAGUUCUCCCGCUCACUGGUAAUAGCGGAGACAUUCGAGUAUGGAAUCAGGGGGUAGCUACGGACAUGGCCGGGCCAGUCCAAAAGACCGACACUUGGUUCGUCGUCCCCGAGAUCCAUAUUACCAAGGACUGCGUUAGUAAGUCUGGAAAGACACCUUCUGACAAGUACGACUGGUUCGGAACUGAACUCAACAGCCCGAUUCUCAUCCGUCCUGAAGAGUUCAACCAGGGGCUACCUACUCUACGAAAGUGCCUCAAGGCAGUGCAGGCCAACAUGAUAGUUGGUCUCAAUUCUGACUGUGGGUUUCACCUUCACGUCAACGACGCUGGCAACAUGAAGCUCGAAACAGCCCUGCGCGUUGCCAGCUUGGUUUGGUUGCUCGAGGACACCCUGCUGUAUCCGCUGUGCCAUCCAUUCCGCUCUUCUUCCCCUUUCUCAGCACGUAUCAGUGUUGAGUCCAAAAUCGCCCACGAAGAUGGAGAGCCUUCGUUGAUGAGCGAUGGUGAGGCGUUCAUCCAUGUCCUCCAAGAAGCCAUGACACAACUGAGCUGGCGUAAGAAAGUCGACAAACGCCUUCUUGGAGCCAUGAGACGUCUGUGGUCUGAGCCCAACCUCGUUAGUCUCGGGGUAGCGCUCCGCAAAUUCGAUGAAGGCGACAAGCACACAACGACUCGAUGUGCGCUGGUGGUGACCAAGUACGACACCCUUGAAUUCCGAUACCCAGAGUCCAUGUUUGACGUUGACUUCAUCGCUGGCUGGGCUGACCUGGUGCGACACUUGUACGCGGUUGCAAUGAAGCCUCAGGCCGAGUUUCAUCAGAUCAUUUGUCGCGUGUACGAACUCGUGACUCGUGAUCAGGUGCCCGGAUGGUCAGCUAUGAUGGGGGCGAUUGGGUUCCAAACAGAUGUCAGUAUCUGGCAGCGACGUCUGAACGAGUACCAAGGCAGCCUGAGUGACCUUGACAUGCAAGGUGUUCUCCCAAAUUCGGGGAUCGUCGGGCUGUAA
Messenger RNA from Fusarium pseudograminearum CS3096, 1278 nucleotides. RefSeq lists its product as uncharacterized. Lineage: Eukaryota; Fungi; Ascomycota; Sordariomycetes; Hypocreales; Nectriaceae. The transcript has a single exon. The coding region runs from base 1 to 1278 and encodes 425 amino acids. The record is from RefSeq and is a predicted model, not a curated record.